AUGAACGGCGGCCCAUCUGGUUUCAACAAUGCACCAAUUACAAAAACAUUUGUUAUUGCAAGCGCCAUCUUUACCGUUUUCUUGGGGAUCAAAGGUGGCUCUAACAAGCUUGGAUUAUCGUAUCAGGAUAUUUUCAGGAAUCCACGUCUCUGGAAGUUAAUUUUCUCAGUUUUUGCCUUUUCAUCUACACCAGAAAUGAUGUUUGGACUAUAUCUUCUUUACUACUUCAGGGUCUUUGAGAGACAGAUUGGUUCCAACAAGUACUCGGUCUUUAUUUUAUUCUCUGUGAUGGUUUCAUUGCUCUUUGAGGUCUUUGCUGUUGCACUCCUUAAAGAUCCCUCAGCCAACCUUCUGACAUCAGGACCUUAUGGUCUUAUAUUUGCUUCAUUUAUUCCCUUCUACUUUGACAUUCCAAUAUCAACUCGGUUUCGAAUCUUUGGCGUCCACUUUUCUGAUAAGUCUUUCAUAUAUCUAGCCGGUGUUCAGCUCCUUUUAUCAUCCUGGAAAAGAUCAAUCUUGCCUGGGAUAUGUGGUAUCCUUGCUGGUUCCUUGUAUCGUCUGAAUCUCUUUGGCAUCCGCAAGGCAAAGUUACCCGAGUUCAUAGCUUCAUUCUUCUCGCGGCUUUCUUGGCCUCGUAUGAGCAGUCCGCGUGGAGCAACUACUAGGAAUGUAACAGGAAGUACAGGAAGUCCAUCAACCUAUGCUGGUCGUCAUGUGGAGAGAAUCCAUCCUGCUCCUGUGGCUCCUUCCACGGAGCCAACAGAAGAUGCCAUUACCACUAUGGUUUCUAUGGGCUUUGAUAGGAACUCAGCUAGACAGGCUCUUGUGCAGGCUAGGAAUGACGUGAAUACAGCUACCAACAUCCUUAUUGAAGCGCAGUCCCACUGA
Dovyalis caffra is the source of this 888-nucleotide messenger RNA. The record is from the annotation of a GenBank genome assembly. NCBI's taxonomy places the organism in Eukaryota, Viridiplantae, Streptophyta, Magnoliopsida, Malpighiales, Salicaceae.